Messenger RNA from Acomys russatus (golden spiny mouse), 360 nucleotides. RefSeq names its product 40S ribosomal protein S27-like. Lineage: Eukaryota; Metazoa; Chordata; Mammalia; Rodentia; Muridae. The coding region runs from base 1 to 360 and encodes 119 amino acids. The record is from RefSeq and is a predicted model, not a curated record. The transcript is spliced from 2 exons. Gene Ontology annotation, biological process: ribosomal small subunit assembly; translation. Gene Ontology annotation, molecular function: structural constituent of ribosome; RNA binding. Gene Ontology annotation, cellular component: ribosome; cytosolic small ribosomal subunit.
AUGAACUACAACAUUGACCGUUAUGGCAGGAUGCAAGACUGUAAUGACAGCCAGCUUAGGAAACCAUUUCUGCCACAGUCCACCACUUCACCUUUCAUUCUCUUAACACCUCUGGAAAAGAAUCUCCUUCAUCCCUCUCCAGAAGAGGAGGAAAGGAAACACAAGAAAAAGUGCCUGGUGCAGAGCCCCAGUUCCUACUUUCUGGAUGUGAGAUGCCCAGGAUACUAUAAAGUCACCACGGGCUUUAGCCAUGCACAAAUGGUAGCCUUAUGUGUUGGCUGCUCCACGGUUCUCUGUCAGCCUACAGGUGGAAAAGCAAGGGUGACAGAAGGAUGCUUCUUCAGGAGGAAGCAACACUGA